Molecule: messenger RNA, 1816 nt
Organism: Prorocentrum cordatum
Lineage: Eukaryota; Dinophyceae; Prorocentrales; Prorocentraceae
Source: the annotation of a GenBank genome assembly
UUUUGGCUUAAGCGCUAGGGGGCGAUCGUGCGUAUUCGUUGGGUCCGCAAGAUGGGGGGCGUGGCAGGCAAGGGCAAGGGCAAAGGAGGCCCAGAGGAUCCAGAGGGCAAAGGCAAGGGCAAAGGCAAGGAUAAGGACAAGGGCAAAGGCAAGGAUAAGGACAAGGGCCCGCACGCAAGCCACUACUACAUAGAUGGCAAGAUAUACGACUUCUCCGAGUGGCAGUUUCUCCACCCUGGCGGCGACGCCUUCUUUGCGGUGUCCUUUCAGCGUGACAUCUCUGCAGCUGUGCAUGCCUAUCACCGCAAUCCAGACAAGCUGACCCCGUUUCUGCAGAAGUACGAGGUGAAGGUUGAGGAGGAGAACCCGCGAGACGUGCUUGUCAAAGACAUGAACGCGCCGGCGUUCAUCCUGCCGCCAGCCUUUGACGCCCGCCGGGACGUCCCGAUCUACGACUGGGACAAGCCUUUCAUGAAGGUCCUUCGGAGCAAGAUCAAUGCACCCGAGAUGCAGAAGCGGAUCAGGUCCGCCGAUUAUUGGUUCGAUUUCACAGCGUGGUGCAUCCUCGCGCUCCACGUGUUCGUGUGCUUUCCAGCCGUGUACUGGCGCCUGUUGCCUGGAUGGCUGAUCGUGGUCUUGCAGGUCAUCACUCGCACCUCGCUGGCGGGUGUUGGGCACUACCACAUACAUCGUGCAAAGGACGGAAUGACCGACUACUUCGACUGCUUUUUCGACAUCCAGUACGUGGGGGCCAGCAUGGUCUUGGCCGACGGCCACGUCAUGCUUCAUCACCUGUACACGGAAACGCCUGCCGACGUCAAGCGCACGGUCUUCAACUUCAUGACGACCAUCCCCCGUUUGCUCCGCAUCCCUAUCUUCACGGCGCAGAAGUUUGGGGAGUUCUUCACCGGGCACCUGCUUCGGUUCUCCGACAUCAGCCUGAUGCAGCCCACGUCGUGGGAGGAGUUCUCUGGCCAGGCGCACAGCUUCUUUCACGAGAUGCGGGUCAUCCGCUGGAUGAUGCUCGCCGAGAUGCUCUGGGCUGCCCUUUGCGGCGGCAUUGUUGUAUGGUUCCUUCAGUUCUUCUUCACCGUGUGGACGAACAUGUUCCAGAUCGUGGCCUCGCACGACUUCGAAGUGGCGCGAGACGAGCAGGAAUACUCCGGGCUGGACUGGGGCGUCUUCCAGGUGCAGCACGCCCUCGACACGUACGUUACCGGGAUCCCGCACAUCGACAUCUUCCUGACCGCAGGCCUGGGCUGCCACAGGGCGCACCACGUGCUGCCGUACCAGAAGUCAGGGUUCGCCAACAUCGCGUCGCAGCAGGCAUUGAUGGAGACGUGCAAGGAGUUCAACGUGGAGUGGGCGCCUGCUCGGAACCUGCUGCUGGAUCGAUUUCUGCCCCUGAUGUGGCAUUACCUCACGGUCCCGGCGCAGAUACCCGCGGCUCCCGCCCCCAUCCUGAUCGGAGGCACCGGCUUCAGCGGGUUCGUGAAGGAGCACCUCAAGUUCGACGUGAUCUACAGGUGCCUGGAAGAUGUUGGCCGUGGCUUCCAAGGCGCCUCGCUGUGAGGCCGGCUCGGCCUGCCCGCGUGCCCGCAGGCUCCGCCCGUGUUCCGCCUGCGAGGCGUGGUCUCGUCUGUCUCCCCUUCGCCCUCCUCCGUAUGCCUGCAAGUUCGCAGCGUUGCCACGAGGCGAUCGUAAGUAUCCCUCUGCCCCGAGAGCGGCCCCGCACCGCCUGACUUGGCCCCUGCCCGCGUCAUGGAGCCUUGUUGUCUCGAUGCGGGCAGUCCUCGUCUUCCUGCUCCCCCCUGAG